Manis pentadactyla (Chinese pangolin) is the source of this 7399-nucleotide messenger RNA. RefSeq names its product syntaxin 17 (gene STX17). The transcript has 8 exons. Gene Ontology annotation, molecular function: SNAP receptor activity; SNARE binding. Bases 140 to 1042 code for a protein of 300 amino acids. The record is from RefSeq and is a predicted model, not a curated record. Gene Ontology annotation, cellular component: SNARE complex; endomembrane system; plasma membrane. Lineage: Eukaryota; Metazoa; Chordata; Mammalia; Pholidota; Manidae. Gene Ontology annotation, biological process: intracellular protein transport; vesicle fusion; exocytosis.
GCCCAUCGCAACGACCCGCCCCGUCGGCCCGCGCCUGCGCCGUGCACACCGACCAGCCUCUGGCGCCCCGGCGGGAGGUUUUUCUGUAUGAGUGGAGAAGACAGUUGUUUCAAGGAGAAGUGACACAACACUUUUUAGGAUGUCUGAGGAUGAAGAAAAAGUGAAAUUACGCCGUCUUGAACCAGCUAUCCAGAAAUUCAUUAAGGUAGUAAUCCCAACAGACCUAGAGCGGUUAAGAAAGCACCAGAUAAAUAUUGAGAAGUAUCAAAGGUGCGGUAUCUGGGACAAGUUGCAUGAAGAGCAUAUCAAUGCUGGACGUACAGUUCAGCAACUCCGCUCUAAUAUCCGAGAAAUGGAGAAGCUUUGUCUGAAGGUCCGGAGGGAUGACCUAGGCCUUCUGCAGAGAAUGAUGGGUCCUGUUAAAGAGGAGGCGUCUACAGCAACAGCAGAUUUCCUCCAACUCCAUCUGGAAUCCGUGGAGGAACUUAGAAAACAAUUUAGUGAGGAAGAAACUUUAUCACAGCCUUCUCUGACCAGAUCCAGGACCGUUGGUGGAACAUUUCAUACUGCUGAAGCUGAUCCUCAGAGUAUGACUCAGAUACAUGCAUUGCCUGAAAUUCCUCGAGAUCAAAAUGCUGCAGAAUCCUGGGAAACCUUAGAAGCGGACUUAAUUGAACUUAGCCAACUGGUCACUGAUUUCUCUCUCCUAGUAAAUUCUCAGCAGGAGAAGAUUGACAGCAUUGAAGACCAUGUCAACAGAGCUGCUGUGAAUGUUGAAGAGGGAACCAAAAACUUGGGGAAGGCUGCAAAGUACAAGCUGGCAGCUCUGCCUGUGGCAGGUGCACUCAUUGGAGGAGUAGUGGGGGGUCCGAUUGGCCUCCUCGCAGGCUUCAAAGUGGCAGGAAUUGCAGCUGCACUUGGUGGUGGGGUGUUGGGCUUCACAGGUGGAAAAUUGAUACAAAGAAGGAAACAGAAAAUGAUGGAAAAGCUUGUUUCCAGCUGUCCAGAUCUUCCCAGCCAGACUGAUAAAAAAUGCAGUUAAGAACCAAACUUCAGCAUUAUUGGUGCCAACAUGUCUAUCCUAAUAAGGACCUUUGCUGCUGUUGGACACUGUCAGUUUUUGGAACAUGUUUAUGUUAAGAUAGUGGCUAUAGACCCUCAAGUGGGGUUGACCUGUGAUAAGUGGAUAUAUUUUGUUGUUUGCCGGGUGUUAAUGGAGAUGUUACAGGUUGAGGAGCCUGGGCUGAGGGUGUAUAAUGUUUGUCAAGUAAAGUUUAAAGACUACCAGGGAGCAGAUUUUCUGCUGCAGAUGUGAAAACUGAACCAUAACUUUGAUAAGGACAUGAAAUGUGUGGUCAUGUUGGGUUAUAGAGGAAUGGUUUCUUCCAUUUCUUCCAUAACCCUGACUUAGAUAUCCUCAGGCUAGGCAUAUUCUAAAAUAUGCUAAUUUAUCUUCUAAAUAUAGGAGAUUAUUUAGGCCUGUUAGCAAAAAAAAGAAUGUGGAGUUCAGGAGCCUUUCUUAUCUAAUAGGGAAAUCAGAAUCUAGUGAGGAGCAUAGGUGAACUACGUAAUGGAGUCCAUUUGGCAAACCCUAUUGCAGCCUGGUCUACCUGUAUCUUCUGGUGAAGGAUACGACUGGUAUAAGAAAAUGGAAAGAGAGACCCAACUUCUCUUUCAAAUAUGUUCAUUUAUGAAACUUUCUUCUUUUCUGAACCCUUCCUUCUGCCUCUCUUUAAAUAAAGAAUACAGAAUCCGAAGGGUUAGGAAGUCUUAUAAGCCAGUCAGCGAGCUUGCUCGGUCAGCCUGUCUCUUAACACCUCCAGGAUCUAGUUCCCUCUGCCUUCCCUCCCUUGUAAUUCUGAGAAGUUCUUUGAAUUCUACCUAGGUGUAAUGAGGACUUUUCUCAUAAUCUGCUUUCUUGUAUCUCCCACCUCUGUUCAUCCUUUCCUAUAACCUCUAAGUAAAAAGAAAAAGAAGGAAGGAAAAAGAACAGAAAAAGAAAAGAUAAAGAAAUCUCCAAAUAUUUCCAACAUUGUUAGAGUUUGAGAUAAAAAAUAAAUGGGGCGGACAUACCAGAUUAUUUCUUGGGGCAUCUUCCAGUUUCAAGGGCUGGUGUACCUGCCACACAGGGCAUCUCUGGACCCUAAGUCUUUUCCUCUGACCCUUGGGGGAGAUAAGAACUAGUUUUCUACCUCACUUGUGUUGCUACCAUCCUUUUCACCAGGCUUGGCAGUCUCCUGUGCUUUCCUUCUCUCUUCACAGCUGCUAUUUCUUCCCAAGAAUGGCAUUUUUGCUUGCCUUUUCUCACAUACAAGAUGAUGGACAAAGCUAGUGCCAAGACUCAGUCCUGAUGAAGGAUUUGUGGUGCUAAUCUCAACACUUGACAUUAACAGCAAUCAUAGCCCAGCCCAGCCAAAUGUCUAUCUUAAAUAGCAAGAUGAUUUAAAUUUAGAAAAAGGAAUUUAAGAUUACAGGCAGCCUCAUCCUGUAUCCCCAACUCAUCUGAAAUAGGAAGGAACCACCUUUUGCCUUACUCUUUGCUCUUUUUCUGAGGACAGAGGAGUGGGGACCUGCACCACAGAAGGUGUGAGCUAUCUCUGCUCAGGAGCCAAACAUUCAUCAGGCAGUUCAGUGAUUUAUCAGUUCUCUCUUGCUGAGUUUACUCUUAAUAACUUUUAUUGAUUGCUACCUUUUACUUCUGUAUCUGAGAAGACCUUUCUCUUUGAUACUCUUUUGACUCUCACCAACAAAUUACAAUGAGAGAGCACCAUUUCUUACUGUCAUUAAAUAACUGGAAAAUAGAAUUAUUGUUACCUGCUGACUUGUAUCUUUAAUAUAUUACCAGGAAGGAAGUACUUUGAAUAAGUGUCAGAUUAUGACCCACAAUUUGAUACUGGGUACCUGUAAGGUUGGGAUAAUUUUUGAAGUCCAGCUUUUUUCUAUUUUCUGAUUCUUGUUGUCCCUUUAACACAGGGUGUUCAAACCAGAAUGAGGAUCCAAUUCACCUGGGGUGUUAUUUAAAACAAAGUUCCAAAACUUUAGUCCUGUGGGUGAUUCUAGUAAUGGCCAAUCUGCCCUGUUCAGCUAAAAUUAUAAAUAUAAGAUAAAGUUACACCAAGAUUCAGGCAUAUCAUUUAAUUCUGUAAUUUCUAAUGUUCUGCCCUUCAGCAUGGUCUAAUCUUUAUAACUGUAUAUUAUUCCUACUCUGCCAACUCAAAAUUGGCUAUGCUUUUUUUAGCUCACCAUUUUAACAGCACUAGGCACUCAUUACCACUAUCAGGUUGGUUUUACAUCAGGACCUGAAGGAGAGAAGAGGUCUGUAAUUGAAGCUUAUAUUUUGUUUGGGGAUCUCGUGUUUACUAAAGCCAGUGGGAGACACCAUUGUAUGUGUUCAUAUAGGCCUUUGAUUUUUACUACUCAUCAAGAUUGGAAUAUUACUCUAGCAGUCUUCAUGUUUAGGCAAGUUACAGAGCUUUUAAAAAUUUUUAUAAUUUAAAGUUAUUUAGAAAUUGUGUUUAAUAUCCUGAUAAUAGAACCUAAUAGCCAACUUUUUGUAGAAAUUUCUAGAAGUGUUUAAUCAACUUGAUUAUAAAUGGUAUAAACCUCUAAACAUUAAAAUAUUUUGAAGUAUAAAGUAGUCCGUAUGACACAGCCAAUCUUAAAAUUCUGUUUAAUGCCCUCCAGUAUCACAUUAAGUUCAUCUUCUCUAUGAUUCAUGUCUUAUUUUUACUCCAACAAGUUAGAAGGUAAAGAUCACCUUAAGUUCUUAAAAUUUAUAGAGGCUCAUUUGGAUAAAGGCAGCCCUCCUAAAGAUUUUUUUGAUAUAAUAAUCUGAGAACUUCUCUGUAGAGACUUUGAAACUUUUUGGUUGUAAACCAGAGUAAAAAAAUGCACUUAUGUCAAAACUUAGCAUAUGCAUAAAUGGAACAACACUUAUUGUUUCGGUUUUUAAAACAUGCUGGUUGCAACCUACUAAAUUUAUUUCAUAAUCUCCAUGGGUUGCAACCCUUAGUUUGAAAAUAAAAACACACUUAUAGAAGAACUGAUAUUUAUUGAAUAUGUUCUAGUUGCCAGGCACUUCACUAGGCAUUUUACAGGUACAAUAAAUGAGUCUCAGGGAAGUUAAAUAAUUUGCAGAGGGUUGUUCAACUACAAAAGGGUGAAGCCAGAAUCCUAGGUUUGUUGAACUACAAAAACUUCUAUUACUCUCAUAUUAUACUGCUUCUAUAUAUAAAAUGGAUGUGAGUCAUUCAUUUAUACUUUUUUUUUUUUAAUCUCUUUCAUGAAGUGUCUGGCAGCCUCAGUUUUUAACAAUAGCCAAUACCUUCUGGUGAAUUUAGUCCUUAGAUUAUAAAAUUAAAACUGUUCCCAUUUUACCCAUACAUCCUACAAACUUCUUUAUAUUCUUGAUAAUACUCAUGGGUUAGAGCCAUCACUUAAACAGUGCUUUUUAUAUUUAAUUAAAAAUAUAAACUCUAAUGUUUUUUUAAAACAAAUCUCUCAUAACUAUCAAAUCAAAUGAUUAUUAUCUUUAAAAUAGUACCCUUGGGAAGCCAUGCACUUAGUAUAGUGAUGCUAGUAUUGCUUGGAACAUUUUUUAAACUCUUCUUUUGGAAAUGCCUCCAGAGACAUUUUGCAAAUCACAUAAAAAUGCCAUCUCAGUGUUUAUUAGUCACAGACUAUGUACUCUUUUGUCCUUAUGACCCCUCCUCCCUUCCUCAGUUUUGCUUUUCUUCUGCUUGCUUAGUUCUCCUACCCACCGAUGCUGGAGCCCGUAACCGAAGGAUUCUCAGAUAGGGGUAUGCUGGCCAGAGUUCCUGGAGCAAGAACUUUUAGGUCAGACUGAAGCUGAGUGCUGUAAAAGGAGAAUCCCAGGAGUCCAAAACCCUUCCUCUGUGGGUUGCCUACCUGCCUGUAAGUGCCAUAACUGGUUUGCCCAGGAGUAAGGAUUGAAUACUGGUAAUACCAUCACAGGAAGUUGAGGAAACCUGAGAUAUAAAUACAUAGCAUGCAACAUUUUUCUCCAGUGAAAGUACAGAAACCAAACCAAGCCAUGUUUUAGUUAACUUUAAAAUUGAAAGGUCUUCCUCAGGGUCCCCUUUGCCCUUCAUUGCUGCCAUAUGAAAUCUUUUGUGGGGAAAAUGAAAAAAAGCCUGGGGAGAAGUUCUCCUGUGAAAUGGGACAUUUUUUUUCUCUUGUAAAAAAAAAAGUACAACAUGGCUGUGGCUCUUAAGUACUUAUGAAUGUUAGACAAUGUUCUUAAGUAGUCAGAGGCCUAAUAAAAGGGCAGCUUCCUGCCAGCCUAAAUGAACAUAAACAGUUCAGGUUCUGUUUGUAUUUUUUAUUAACACUACAUUUUGUUUCUAACAGUGGUUCUCACUGUUUAUAUUCAGUAAUUUGACACUUUUACAGAGAAACUUCUUCGGUAUUGUCAAUAAUCAAUGGUAAAAGUUCUACAUGUUACCCAUAUCGCUGUCAUCAAAGAAAAUUAUUUGAGGGGUCAAGAAAUACAUCUGUGCAAUAUUAACAAAAGAAAUAAAUUGAAAUAAAAAUGUAAAAAGUGUCAAAGGCAAAUAAUUUGCCCAAAAUCAAAGCCAGUUAGCACAAAAGCUAGAAUUAUAACCGUCAUCUAAAAUAAAAUUCUCGAAGUAAUUUAACUGAGUGUUUUGUUACGCCAUGUCAAGCAUGCCGAGGCUUGUGGUCCUCCAGACCAGCUUUAGCAUUCCAAAUCAGGCAGUAGCUACAGUGGAAAGAGAAUUGGAUGGGGAAAUCAGGAGAUCAGAUUCUAGUUUUGGCUUUGUCUCCUGUAAUGAGCAUUUUGUCAGGGAUGGCUGCCUUCUGUUCCAGCCAGAGAUUCCCCAACCAUAAACCUUAGUGGUGACCAACUUGGCAUCCUCCAUUCUUUAUAUCUGUCCUCUCACUGGGUCCUCUCAAUUCUCUGAAUGAUAGUUGCAUCUAUUCUAAAUUGUAUUCAUGGUCAUCACUCUAGUACAGACUACUACCUCACACCUAACUCAUCUCCACUAACUUUAAGCCAUUCCUCCCAUCAUUGCUGCAGGAAGGAGAACCAGGUCUGCUGAAAUCUUUUCUGUGGCUCCCAGUGAAUGCCUGAUAAAGUUCAAAUCCCUUAGGUUGGCAUUCACGGCCUUCCAUAUUUUGUCCCCAGCUUUAUCUCUUCAAACUCACUGCUUGCCAUCUGACAAUGCCACUGAAAAUCAGAUAGUCCGCAAAAAUGAUUUUAUGGUUUUGCUCUGGUGAAGGUGUGACCUAGUAAUGAGCUCUGCUUAUAUUUUUCCAGACUAAAAUAAUUAAUGUAAUAAUAGAAUUUGUGAAACUAGUCAGCUGAGAUUUUUUAAGCUCUUGAACAAGCCUAAAAGUUAUUUUCUAAGGAAAAGAAAUACUGUGUUCUUCCAGAAGAAACUGCAUUCAAUUUCUUAACCUCCAGAACAAUCUCAGGCUUGUCACCUGUGCACCUGAAAGACAAAGCAUGAGGAGUUUUCUUCUGCAGCAUAGAUACUCCAGCCUUGAAUGGGCCAUUGUCCAUCUCCUGUGAGAAGCUUGACUUAUAAAUAUUUGAGAAAAAUACUCAAUAGUACGUUACCCAUACAUUUCUCAAGUACUUGAGAUUUUCUUGUAUUAAGGUUAGUCACUAAAAAGAUGUUUACCUGAAUUAAGCCCCCUACAGAUAUUUUCCAUUUUAUUGUUAAACUCUUGGUGUUAGCGAGGGUCAGCACAAGAAAAAGUCCAAUGAUGAGAAUUUCUACAAAUUCUGUAAAGCUUCCUGAAUUCACUUAUGUUGCUGAGUGGUGCCUGUAUAAGGAAACAUGCAAUAAAGUCACUCAUUCAACAUUUAACUGAAUGCCUGUUGUGUGUUUGAGCGCCAAGGCCAUACAUAGAGAAAUAUUAGAUCUAUAGAAUCUACCUUUGCACACCAUCCCAGUUAAUGAAUUUAGAUACCUAAAGCAAGGAAAUGACAGUAAAGUGUGUACAUACCCUCAGGGAGGACUGAACAAAGUAACAUGAGGGUACAGAAUGGACUGACUAGCUCUGCCUGGAAAAGAAGGGGAAGGCUCUGUGAAGCAGGGUAUUUGAGCAGUCAGUGCCCUGAAGAAUGUGACUGACUAAAGUAGGACUUGUGGGCUUUCAAGCGGCAGAGGAAUUGCAUGUACAAAGGGUUCAAAUCAUGAGAGGGCAUAGUGUGCUUAGAGAAAACCAAGGAAUUACAUACUUUGAAUGAUGACGCUGGGUAGAUGUAAAAUACUAGAGUGAUUUUAUAUAUUCUUUGUUUAAAGGAAUUAAUAUAUUGCUUUGUAUCAGAUAAGACAGUUAUACCUCUUGGAGUUCUUCAUUUUUGCCCUUGUUCCAGAGAAGUUAGUAAUAAACCUCACAUUUGCCUGGG